UGUCAGGCUACUGUGUCAGGAUACACAUGAUGGAGUACACAUAGAGAUAAUUACAGUAUACUAUUUUUUAAAAUAAAAAAAAGGUAUAAGAUUAGAGAAUUUCUAUACUUAUUUUAUCUCAAAAAAAAAGAUUAAAGAAUUUCUGGUCUUUAAAAAAAACCUGCCUUUCAAUAGAAUGUCAGUUGGAUAGAAUAAAAGAAUUUGAGAGAAUUAUAAUUUUUAGUAUAUUCUCUUACUUUCUUCAGAAGGUAAAAAGCAAGAUGCAGUUCUACUUCUACAUAUAUACUUUUUUUCCUUUCAUAUUUCCUUGCAACUUGAUGAUUAAGAAGGCCAUCUUCAAUACGUACCUUCUGUCAUGCCUUAUGCAAUUUGAGAUCUUUGAAAACUGCCUGUUUGUUGAUCCAAGGAUCAAUUCUUUUUGUGUAUAGAUUGUUUCAGCAAAGGUUAUUCGGAAUAAGCAGACAGGAUUCCCAGAGGGUUAUGGUUUCAUUGAGUUUGUGAAUCGUGCUGCAGCUGAGAGGAUUUUGCAGGGUUACAAUGGCACACAAAUGCCAAAUACUGAGCAGAAUUUCAGGCUCAACUGGGCUGCUCUUGGUUCUGGUGAGAGACGCCAGGAUGAUGGCCCUGACUACACAAUUUUUGUCGGAGAUUUGGCUGCUGAUGUUACUGAUUACACAUUACAAGAAACAUUUAAAGCCGUGUAUCAAUCAGUGAAGGGUGCAAAAGUUGUCACUGAUAGGCUCACUGGUCGUUCCAAGGGCUAUGGGUUUGUGAGGUUUGGUGAUGAAAAUGAACAAUUGCGUGCCAUGACUGAAAUGAAUGGGCAAUAUUGCUCCACACGGCCUAUGCGUAUCGGGCCAGCGGCAACCAAAAAACCUGUAACUACACAACAGUAUCAAAAAGCUACCUAUGAUAACCCUCAAGGAAAUCCAGGCGAGGCAGAUCCAAAUAAUACAACAAUAUUUGUUGGGGCUUUGGAUCCUAGUGUUACAGAAGACAUGUUAAAAUCAGUGUUUGGCCAAUAUGGUAUGGUAGUACAUGUGAAAAUACCUCUAGGCAAGCGCUGUGGUUUUGUUCAAUUUGCUAACAGAACUUCAGCGGAGCAAGCACUAUCAAUGUUGAAUGGAACACAGUUGGGUGGUCAAAGUGUUCGCCUAUCGUGGGGGCGCAGUCCUUCAAACAAACAGACUCAGCCAGAUCAAGCACAAUGGAAUGGCGGAUACUUUGGAUAUCCUCCACAGGGGUACGAGGCAUAUGGAUAUGCACCUCCUCCCCAAGAUCCUAACAUGUACUACGGGGGCUAUCCUGGAUAUGGAAAUUAUCAGCAGCCAGGGGCUUACCAACAGCAACAAUAGUGAGCUGCCGCCUUGACUCUUGGAAGUUCUGAAGUUGCAGUUAGUUGGCUGGCCCGUCAAGAGGUUCUGAAGUUUCAAUUAGUUGGCUGGCUCUCAAUGAUGGCACGAUUUUCCGACUUUAUGUUGGGAGGUGUCAUCCAAUCCUUUUUUUUUUUUUUUUUGUUAUUUUUACUUUGUUCCUUUUUCCUUCUUCCCCACCUUGUCUCUUCAGGUUUCUAGGUUUUUUGUUAUUCCCUGCCAUUUUGUGAGAUGAUGAGUUUCUGAUAUAUUUAUUUGGUAUUCGCGUUGCAGUUAGUUACAUAAUUAUGUUCGACUACUUGUAUGGAUAAAAUGACGGAUCGUAUGCUUGUGUUUCAA
Carica papaya (papaya) is the source of this 1712-nucleotide messenger RNA. The record is from RefSeq and is a predicted model, not a curated record. Lineage: Eukaryota; Viridiplantae; Streptophyta; Magnoliopsida; Brassicales; Caricaceae.